Messenger RNA from Australozyma saopauloensis, 3864 nucleotides. RefSeq names its product aminophospholipid-translocating P4-type ATPase. The record is from RefSeq and is a predicted model, not a curated record. Gene Ontology annotation, cellular component: plasma membrane. Bases 1 to 3864 code for a protein of 1287 amino acids. Gene Ontology annotation, biological process: post-Golgi vesicle-mediated transport; endocytic recycling; phospholipid translocation. The transcript has a single exon. Gene Ontology annotation, molecular function: ATPase-coupled intramembrane lipid carrier activity; ATP hydrolysis activity; ATP binding. Lineage: Eukaryota; Fungi; Ascomycota; Pichiomycetes; Serinales; Metschnikowiaceae.
AUGUCACGGGGUCCUGCGGAUCCAUUCGCGGACCGAAAUAAUCUCAUAGAUUUGAACGGUCGACCCGGCGAAUCCUAUCCUGCCGCCAAUGAUCCCUACAACUACGACAAUACCACUAGUCUGAACAACCACAAUCCUGCCAAUCCGUUCGAUGACUAUCUUGUGCUCUCGGACGAGGAAGAAAGCUACUACGGCCGCAAUUAUCCUUCGUAUCCAUCUGCGGCUGCACCUCAGCCUAUGCUCAACACAGAGGAUGAACCUUCACUCCCACAAAAGAAAGGAUUGUUUUCCCGGUUCACGCCCAACCUCGGCCUGGCCCUGGGCGGUCUGUACGUCGGUAUGGAUUCUGACAAUGGGCCCAGCGUGAACAAGGAGCCUCGCCAGAAAUUCGACCUAGGGGCCAAACUCAGCGGGUUGUUCAAGAAGAAGAACAAAGACAACAGUCAAUUGGGACCCAGACAGAUCCACAUUCUUGAUCAUUCGCGCAACGCGCCGCAUGGCUAUUUCGGCAACCACAUCUCCACCACAAAGUAUAAUUUCGUCACAUUCUUGCCUAAGUUUCUCUUUGAACAGUUCAGUAAAUAUGCCAACUUGUUCUUCCUCUUCACUUCCAUCAUUCAGCAGGUGCCUGGUGUGUCUCCCACAAAUAGAUUUACUACAAUUGGAACGUUAAUCAUUGUUCUUCUUGUUUCUGCGAUCAAGGAAGUCAUGGAAGACUUGAAGCGUGCCAAUGCAGACAAGGAAUUGAACAACACCAAGGUGUCCGUUCUAGACCCAAACACGCGAGAGUUUCUGUCGAAAAAGUGGGUCAAUGUUGUUGUAGGUGACGUAGUGAAGGUUCACAAUGAGGAGUCUUUCCCAGCAGACCUCUUGAUCCUCAGCUCUUCUGAGCCUGAGGGUUUGUGUUACAUCGAGACAGCAAAUCUUGACGGUGAGACGAAUUUAAAAAUCAAACAGGCUAAAACAGAGACUGCUCCUUUAGUGAGUCCUGCGUCAUUGGUUGAUGAACUCUCCAACGCAGAGGUGCUCAGUGAACAGCCAAAUUCUUCCUUGUACACUUAUGAAGGUACUCUACAGAACCUAAGAUCACACAACAAACUUCCAUUCUCCCCUCAACAACUUCUUUUAAGAGGUGCUACGCUAAGAAACACGCAAUGGAUACACGGCUUGGUAAUUUUCACCGGCCACGAAACGAAGUUAAUGCGGAAUGCAACUGCAGCUCCGAUCAAGAGAACUGAUGUAGAAAGAAUUAUCAACCUUCAAAUUGUUGCAUUAUUCUCCAUCUUGAUCACACUUUCUUUGGUAUCCACUAUUGGAAAUCUUGCUAUCAGUAAAGCACAGGAAAACUCCUUAUCUUAUUUAUACAUUGAAGGCACAAAUCUUGCCAAGGUCUUCUUCAAAGAUAUUCUCACUUUUUGGAUUUUGUUUUCGAACUUGGUGCCCAUUUCGCUUUUCGUCACGGUAGAAAUUAUCAAGUACUACCAAGCCUAUAUGAUUGGAAGUGAUUUAGAUAUCUACUAUGCCGAGACAGAUACGCCAACGGGUGUUAGAACAUCUUCUUUAGUUGAAGAACUAGGCCAGAUUGACUAUAUUUUCUCUGAUAAAACCGGCACUCUUACUAGAAACGUGAUGGAGUUCAAAUGUUGCACGAUCGGUGGUAAAUGUUAUAUUGAGGAGAUUCCAGAAGACGGACAUGUUCAAUUGAUUGAUGGAGUCGAGAUGGGCUUCUACAAUUUUGAAGAGAUGCAAGCACAUUUGAGAGAACCCAAUUCUCAGCAAGCUGCUAUUAUAAAUGAGUUCUUCGUUUUGUUGAGUACCUGCCACACAGUGAUCCCUGAAGUUAAUGAAAAGGAUAACACAAUCAAAUACCAGGCAGCAUCUCCAGAUGAAGGAGCUUUGGUGCAAGGCGCUGCCGACAUGGGCUAUGAAUUUAUUAUUCGUCGUCCAAAAGGUGUAACUAUACAAGUGAAUCACUCGAAUACUACUGCUGAAUAUGAGUUGCUCAAUAUUUGCGAGUUUAACUCAACGAGAAAGAGAAUGUCCGCUAUCUUUAGGUGUCCAGACGGUGUCAUUCGGUUAUUCUGUAAGGGUGCUGAUACUGUGAUUUUGGAGCGUCUCUCUCAAGAAGACCCUCAACCUUUUGUCGAAGCUACUAUAAGGCAUUUGGAAGAUUUUGCGUCUGAAGGUUUGCGUACCUUGUGUAUUGCUUCACGAAUUGUUUCUGAUUCUGAGUACAAUUCGUGGGCUGAACAAUACUACGAGGCUUCUACUGCUCUUGAAGAUCGCAGUGACAAAUUGGAUGCCGUAGCAGAAUUGAUUGAAAAGGAUUUGUUUCUUCUUGGAGCCACAGCCAUUGAAGACAAAUUGCAAGACGGAGUUCCUGAAACAAUACACACCUUGCAGAACGCUGGUAUCAAAAUCUGGGUUCUCACAGGUGACAGACAGGAAACUGCAAUUAAUAUUGGUAUGUCCUGUAAACUUUUGAGUGAGGACAUGAAUCUUCUUAUUAUCAACGAAGAGUUCAAGGCUGAUACAAAGCAAAAUUUGGAAGAGAAACUCGCGGCGAUCCGUGAGCACCAGACCGAAAUGACUGAUUCAGCUCUAGACUCUUCAUUGGCGCUUAUCAUUGAUGGGCACUCUUUAGGCUUUGCCCUCGAAUCAGACUUGGAAGACUUGUUCAUCGCUUUGGCCACAAGGUGUAAGGCCGUGAUCUGUUGCCGUGUGUCUCCACUUCAAAAAGCACUUGUGGUCAAAAUGGUUAAAAGAAAGAAGAACCGCUCUCUUCUUUUGGCAAUUGGCGAUGGUGCGAAUGAUGUAUCGAUGAUUCAAGCUGCUCAUGUUGGAGUGGGUAUUAGUGGAAUGGAAGGUAUGCAAGCUGCACGCAGUGCUGAUAUUUCUAUUGGCCAAUUCAAGUACUUGAAAAAGUUAUUGUUGGUUCAUGGAUCCUGGUCGUACCAACGUAUCUCUAACGCCAUUCUCUACUCGUUCUACAAGAACGUUUGUUUGUACAUGACUCAGUUCUGGUACGUGUUCACCAAUGGCUUUUCCGGACAGUCGUUAAUGGAAUCUUGGACAUUAACCUUCUACAAUGUGCUUUUCACCGUGCUUCCUCCAUUCCUCAUGGGUGUCUUUGACCAGUUCGUGAGCGCUAGACUCUUGGAUCGUUACCCACAACUAUAUCAAUUGGGUCAACAAAGAAAAUUUUUUAACGUCACCAUUUUCUGGGGUUGGAUCAUCAACGGAUUCUAUCAUUCGGCUGUGAUAUUUACUUGUAUGAACUUGAUCUAUAGAUUUGCCAACUACCUUCCAGAUGGGCAAGUUGCGAACAAUUGGACUUGGGGAACAAUGCUUUACACAACCGCGACACUUACCGCCUUAGGUAAAGCCGCUCUUGUUGUGACGUUGUGGACCAAGUUCACGGUAAUCUUCAUUCCGGGAUCGUUCUUGCUUUGGUUGGUCUGGUUUCCCGCUUAUGCGACCAUUGCACCAUUGAUCAAUGUUUCCAAGGAAUAUCGUGGAGUUUUGGCGCACACAUAUCCCUCUUUGACAUUCUGGGCAACGAUUUUUGGUGUUGCCAUAUUGUGUUUGCUCAGAGACUUUGCUUGGAAGUUCUACAAAAGAAUCCACAGCCCUGAGAGCUACCACUACGUGCAAGAAAUUCAAAAGUAUAAUAUUCAAGACUACCGCCCAAGAAUGGAGCAGUUUGAAAAGGCUAUUAGGAAGGUGAGACAGGUUCAAAGAAUCAAGAAACAAAGAGGUUUCGCAUUUUCUCAAGUCGAUGACCAGAACUUGGAGAAGAUCGUCAGAUUGUAUGAUACUACAAAGAAGAGAGGAGCUUAUGGAGAAUUGAGCGAGAGCCACUGA